AUGAUUGGAUCGUUUCUAACAAGAGGACUUGUAAUGAUAUUUGGAUAUGCAUAUCCUGCUUAUGAAUGCUACAAAACGGUUGAAAAGAAUAAGCCUGAGAUUCAACAGCUUCGUUUCUGGUGCCAAUAUUGGAUUUUGGUGGCUGCUUUGACGAUUUUCGAAAGAGUUGGCGAUACUUUUGCUUCAUGGGUUCCGUUGUACUGCGAGGCAAAACUGGCGUUUUUCAUAUACCUUUGGUUCCCCAAGACGAGAGGAACUACAUAUGUUUACGAAUCUUUCUUUCAACCAUAUGUUGCAAAGCAUGAGAGUGAAAUCGACCGCAGCUUGGUUGAGCUAAGGACCAAAGCUGGAGAUCUGGCAGUCAUAUACUGCAGAAAAGCAGUGUGCUAUGGACAGACGAGAAUCACCGAGAUCCUGCACUUUGUUGCUCUUCAAUCAACCCCAAAACCUAAGCCUAAGGAAAAGAAACAGCCAUCACCACCAGAAGAGGAACAGAAGCAACCGGAUCUUAAGGCGGCAAGAGAAGCGGCACUUAGUGCUCAAGCCCGUCCACCAACCAAGAAACCGCAGCUUCUAACCAAAGAACCUAUAACACCAAAGCCUAUUCCGUCUCCAACUAAGCAGCAGCAACAACAAAUAGAGAACAAGGAAGCAAAACCAAGCGUGUCACAAACCAAACUCACUCCUCCUCUUCCUCCACCACCACCACCACCACCCUCAACCGCCACCAAACCAGACGCUGAUACGGCACAGCCAUCACCAUCACCAUCAACAACAGAGGCAGAGAAAGCGUCAGAGACUGUUGCAGCGUUGCCAGCGACUGCGAUUGAGCGAGCGUUAACUUCGAAAGAGACUAUAAUGGAAGAAACACUAAGGAUCACUCGUGGGAGUCUGAGAAAAGCUCGUUCAACUGGAACGCGUUAG
Molecule: messenger RNA, 924 nt
Organism: Microthlaspi erraticum
Lineage: Eukaryota; Viridiplantae; Streptophyta; Magnoliopsida; Brassicales; Brassicaceae
Source: the annotation of a GenBank genome assembly